Messenger RNA from Jaminaea rosea, 617 nucleotides. RefSeq lists its product as hypothetical. The coding region runs from base 154 to 474 and encodes 106 amino acids. The record is from RefSeq and is a predicted model, not a curated record. The transcript has a single exon. Lineage: Eukaryota; Fungi; Basidiomycota; Exobasidiomycetes; Microstromatales.
AUAGAUUUGCCCAGGCUCCUGCCGGCGGGCCUCGCUCAACCUCGACUGCUCGCUGCAAGAUAGGCUCCGUCGCCUAGCCGGCCGCCGCUUCUCCCCUCCUCUCGCUUCCUCAAUACGACGAGAGUGGCAAUCAGUCCCCUCUCCCUCCCUGCCAUGCCGAGAACCGCGCCAUUUCCUUUUACUGACUGCCGCGCUCUGCUGAUGUCUUUGCUCCCACGACCAUGCUCGACGACGAUCACGCCUUCUAGAUCUUACCAUGCCCAGCAUCGCAGCCAACAAUUGCCUCUCGCGCCGUCGCCCAACUUUUUCAUCCCUCACCCGACCGCUCUUUUGGGCAUGCCCACGGGGCCUCGGACGCACGAGGUGCAGGAUUUGCGCCCUGGCCAAGCAAGAGGCCAGCCACGCCCGGCCCAGCCACUGACUGCUGCAGAGACUCGCGGGCCUAUCGCCGUUCUGUCUUUCGAAUCGAAAUGAGGCUAAAAUUCCUCGUGCUCAGCGAGAGAGAGAGACACGACGCGGCCGUGCGAGUGCGAGGGGCAAGGACGACAAGUGAUUGCAUUGUGUUUGUCAUGCUGUGCUGCCUGGCCUCCCUGCGAUGCAAAUGGACGGCAGCGGGU